AUGGCGGGUGUGGGUGCGGGCCGGGCGCUGCUGCUGCUGCUGCUGCCGGCGCUGCUCCUGGCGGCCGGAGCGCUGGGCAAACCCACGGCGCGGCAGGAGCGGGCGCGGCCCGGAGCCCAGCACGACGACCGGCCCGGCUUCCAGUACGACCACGAGGCCUUCCUGGGCAAGGAGGAGGCGCGGAGCUUCGACCAGCUGAGCCCGGAGGAGAGCCGGGAGCGCCUGGGGAAGAUUGUGGAUAGAAUAGAUGACAACAAAGAUGGUUAUCUCACGACAGAGGAGUUAAAAACCUGGAUUAAGCGGGUACAGAAACGCUAUAUCUAUGAAAACGUGGCUAAAGUUUGGAAGGACUAUGAUCUAAACAAGGACAAUAAAAUUGCCUGGGAAGAAUACAAACAAGCCACAUAUGGUUAUUAUCUAGAAAAUCCAGAAGAAUUCCAAGAUGCAACUGAUCAGCACAGUUUUAAGAAAAUGCUGCCCAGAGACGAAAGACGAUUCAAAACUGCAGAUCUGGAUGGAGACCUGGCUGCCACUCGUGAAGAAUUCACUGCCUUCCUCCACCCAGAGGAGUUUGAGCACAUGAAAAACAUUGUUGUCCUAGAAACCCUGGAAGACAUAGACAAAAAUGGAGAUGGUUUCGUGGAUCAAGACGAAUACAUUGCUGAUAUGUUUGCAAAUGAAGAGGGUGGACCAGAGCCUGAGUGGGUGAUUACAGAGCGUGAACAAUUUGCAGAUUUUCGUGACCUCAACAAGGAUGGAAAGAUGGACAAAGAUGAGAUUCAGCACUGGAUUCUCCCACAAGACUAUGAUCACGCCCUGGCUGAAGCCAGGCACUUGGUCUAUGAGUCUGAUGUAGACAGGGAUCAAAAACUAACGAAAGAGGAGGUUCUUGACAACUGGAAUAUGUUCGUUGGAAGUCAAGCUACUAAUUAUGGAGAGGACCUCACAAGAAACCACGAUGAACUAUGAUAGGAAUACUAACCAGGAUGCUACACCCCUUUUCUCCACUUUACUGAAAUCACUGUGCCCAUCCCUUCUUUCAGGGGCAGAUGGGCAAGGGACACUCACGACUGAAUGACUUGCAUUAAUAUAUUUUUAACAUGCCAGCUUAUUACCUCAGAAACCGCUUAGAAAUAGCUUUUUACUCUUUUCAGAUGGUUAAAUACAAUAUAUAGUUAAUACAGUUUUAUUUUUGAAAAAAAUAAAAAGGUAACUUCUCUGAGUAGAUUAGAGCCUGAUAAGGAAAAGGCACUUCUAAAAAACAUAAUUGCAAGGAGGUUUAAUAGUGAAAUAUUUUCUUCAAAUACCCUCUUUUACCAUAGUGAAAUGCAGCUAGGGUUAGGAAGAAACCUAAUGUUUAAACAGAUUAAGUUGUUUAGUUGUCUUUUUUAAUAGCAUACAACAACUUAAAGUUAAGAUUUUGAUCCAGAGAAGAGGUUUGAUACAACCUUUGUCUCCACGCAGUUUUUUGUCUCCCACUUUGGGUCAGAGGUGCUGCAGGAGGUAUCAUCUGG
Molecule: messenger RNA, 1514 nt
Organism: Empidonax traillii (willow flycatcher)
Lineage: Eukaryota; Metazoa; Chordata; Aves; Passeriformes; Tyrannidae
Gene: RCN1
Product: reticulocalbin 1
Exons: 6
Coding region: 1-969 (322 amino acids)
Cellular component (GO): endoplasmic reticulum
Molecular function (GO): calcium ion binding
Source: RefSeq, a predicted model, not a curated record